ACGCAAAAUCAACUUGGCGGUGAAAUUUCAAAUGAUAAAAGCAAAAAACUUUAUAUUUAUUUAAUCAAAAGUUUAAAAAUGGAUGGAGAACUAAUUUGUAACUAUAAGAAGUGCAGAAAGAGGCUAAACUCAUUUGCUUGGGUGACAUCUUGUUCCCAUAUUUUCUGCGAUGAAGAUGGUACAAGGGAGUUCAACAAAUCAUACACCUGUCCAGCUUGUGAAAAUACUUUAUCUGGUAAAUUUGACAUCAUAAGGAUAGAUCUUCAGCCAAAUGAGCAGUAUAAAUCAAUGGUAUUGGCAGGACAAAAACCAGAAACCAUUAUGGAAAUCUGUACCAGGGCCUUGUCUUUCUGGGCAUACCAGGCUCACCAAGAGAGGACUUACCAAGAAUAUGUGGCUUCCAAAGCCAAAGAAAGAGCUGUCCAACUGGAGCAAUACUAUGAACAAAUAGUAUCCCACACCCAGACAGAAUUGACAUCUCUGAAAACACAGUUAUCAGCUUCAAAAAAAGAGUUGGAGACAACAAAAAAGAAGCACAGCGAAAUAUCGGAUAAGCUUCUGGAAAGAAAUCGACAAUAUCAGAAAUUACAAUCCCUGUAUGACGCAAUGCGCAGAAAAUGUAUAACUCCGAUGUCAUUCGAGGGGAACUCGGGGGACGCCACGCCCUCGUUGGCACCAACAGACCGAAAGAGAGUGACAGGUCAAAGUUUUACUAUGCCGCUGUCUUCAGGCGAUGAUAUUCUUAGACAGCCAAACCAAGGACAUCACAUUCAACAACGCAGACCCACUAACUCGCCACCAGAAAGGGACUUCGUGUUACGACCGAACAGUACUCCAACUGUUGCUGAUCGUUCAACUCAUGCGGAAAAUGCUCAAAGCAGGUUUAGCUUAACCUUCCACACUCCAAGAUGAUGAUCCCAAGGACUCGACGAACUAGACAAGACAUACUCAAAGAACUUCAAACUGUGGAGGAUUCCCCCCC
Messenger RNA from Pecten maximus, 982 nucleotides. RefSeq names its product E3 ubiquitin-protein ligase CCNB1IP1-like. Bases 79 to 912 code for a protein of 277 amino acids. Gene Ontology annotation, biological process: reciprocal meiotic recombination. The transcript is spliced from 12 exons. NCBI's taxonomy places the organism in Eukaryota, Metazoa, Mollusca, Bivalvia, Pectinida, Pectinidae. Gene Ontology annotation, molecular function: ubiquitin protein ligase activity. Gene Ontology annotation, cellular component: synaptonemal complex. The record is from RefSeq and is a predicted model, not a curated record.